AUGAUGAUAAAAGGGGUAUUGCAGCAAGAAGAUAGUUUAUCUGAAUUUUGAUUUUUUACCACCUGUUUUUCGGCAUCAGUUUUCCCAAAUAACUAUGAAUAAAAUGCGAAGUGCAUUUUCAGAAGCCCGUCUUUCAUUCUGAAUUCGUCAAGAACGACAUUCAAUAUGGCUAUCAUCAAAGCGUUUGCCAUUUUCUUCGCUCUAUGCUUUUCACUAACUUCAGCAGGAGUGAUUUUUGCUCCAGAAGAAUUGGACAGGGAAAAUCUUAGUAAAUUAUCCUUAGCCAACAACGAGUUGGCAUUCAACUUGCAUCGAAGAUUGGCAUCUGGUUCAUCAGGAAAUGUGUUUUUCUCGCCCUUAAGUAUCUCCACAGCUUUUGGCAUGUUAUUUUAUGGAGCAAGAGGAAAUACAGCUCAGGAACUGAGAGAAGCUUUGGGUUAUGAGAAAGCAAAUCUUCCAAACGAUUUGGUCCACGACACAUUCAACCAUUUCCUCAGAGAGGUCUUAAGACAUGAAGAUUCCUCAAAUGGAUACGUCUUAAAAGCCGCCAACGCCGUUCUUGUCGAUAAACACCUACGACUGCUUGAAGAGUACAGAAACAACGUCCAAGAGUUUUACAGAGCAGUUGUAAAGGAUGUAGAUUUCGGAAGGGAAGCUCCAAGAAUAGUGGAAGAGAUCAACUCUUUCGUCAGAGAGAAGACCAAUGGCAAGAUUGAGAAGCUUCUUGAUGAAUUGAGUCCGUCCACUGUUUUGGUUCUCUUGAAUGCUGUGUAUUUCAAGGGAACAUGGAAAAUUGAGUUCGAUCGAGAAGAAACCUUUGAUCAAAUCUUCUACAAUUAUGGAUUGGAAUCGGAAAGAAAGAGAGCACCCUUCAUGCACAUGACGGAAAAACUUCCCCUCGCAAGAUUUGAAAACUUCCAGGCAUUGGAAUUGCCGUACAAAGGAGAAAAUGUCAGCAUGCUCAUUUUGCUGCCAAAUGAACGAGAUGAAAUUCAGUCGCUUGAGCAGAGUCUUACCCCUGAAAAACUGACGGAGAUUCAACAACGAUUGUUCAAAACAGAAGUAGACGUUUCAUUGCCAAAAUUCAAGCUGGGAUUCGAAAAAGAACUCUCCGAAGAAGUACAGGCCCUUGGUGCUAAUGAAAUAUUUGCAGCUGGUUCAGCUGACUUCUCAGGAAUGACUCCCAGCAGGGAUGUUUUCGUCAGCCAGGUCCUGCACAAAGCCGUCAUCGAAGUGAACGAGGAGGGAAGUGAAGCUGCUGCCGUCACAGGAAUCAUUUCCAACAGAAUGGGUCUCAUUGAUAAACCCGAAUUUAUAGCAGAUCAUCCUUUCCUGUUCGCCAUUGUAGAGAAAGGAAGCAAAAGCAACAUGAUUUUGUUCUUCGGCCGUGUAAAUAAUCUGUAAGAAUGAAAAUAAGAAAAAAUUUCUGGAUUUGUUUCUUUAAAAAUAAUUUAUGUAUUUUUGAUUGAUUAAACAUAGUGGGAAAAUCAA
Molecule: messenger RNA, 1491 nt
Organism: Argiope bruennichi
Lineage: Eukaryota; Metazoa; Arthropoda; Arachnida; Araneae; Araneidae
Product: serpin B6-like
Exons: 4
Coding region: 166-1404 (412 amino acids)
Molecular function (GO): serine-type endopeptidase inhibitor activity
Source: RefSeq, a predicted model, not a curated record